Molecule: messenger RNA, 789 nt
Organism: Brassica oleracea var. oleracea
Lineage: Eukaryota; Viridiplantae; Streptophyta; Magnoliopsida; Brassicales; Brassicaceae
Product: CASP-like protein 2D1
Exons: 3
Coding region: 69-644 (191 amino acids)
Source: RefSeq, a predicted model, not a curated record
CGUUUCUUAGUUUUCUCCCCCCACUCCAAAAAAGAAGAAGAGCAUUUGGUUUUUAGAUCCAACCAGAGAUGAGAGACAACAACACAAGAGAAGGAGAGAGAAUCAGUUCUUCUUCAAAGCAGCAACCACAAGUUCCUAUGUCUUUGAAGCUCGUAGAUACAUGUCUGAGGCUAAGUGUGGUUCCCCUCAGUGUUGCAACCAUCUGGUUAACUGUCAGUAACCACCAAUCCAACCCUGACUACGGAAAUUUAGACUACAACUCCAUCAUGGGUCUCAAGUAUAUGGUUGGUGUUAGUGCUGUAUGUGCGAUUUAUGCUCUGCUCUCUACUAUUUCUUCAUGGAUUGCAUGUUUAGUGUCCAAAGCCUGGCUCUUCUUUGUCCCUGACCAGAUUUUAGCUUAUUUGAUGACAACAUCAGUAGCAGGAGCAACAGAGAUAGUGUAUUUACUCAACAAAGGAGAUAAACCAGUGACAUGGAGUGAAGUGUGUUCUUCUUACUCACACUUUUGCUCAAAACUUACUAUUGCUUUGGGGCUUCAUGUCUUUGUUCUCUUCGUUUUCUUAUUUCUCUCCGUCAUUUCUGCUUAUAGAGCUUUUAGUCUCUUUGACCCUCCUUGUGACCCUCAAACCAAUAAUAAUGCUUAACUACUCAGUAUUCAAUCAUAUUUGCAGCUUUGGAGUCAGUUUUAUCUCAAUGAUGCGGAGAUUUUGGUGUUUUAAAUUUGUUGCUAAAUUAAUAUGAUUUGUAUUUGUCAAGAAAUCUAAUAAUGUAUGAAGUUUAUUUUGUCUU